Messenger RNA from Nematostella vectensis (starlet sea anemone), 3866 nucleotides. RefSeq lists its product as uncharacterized. The transcript has 19 exons. Lineage: Eukaryota; Metazoa; Cnidaria; Anthozoa; Actiniaria; Edwardsiidae. The coding region runs from base 181 to 3726 and encodes 1181 amino acids. The record is from RefSeq and is a predicted model, not a curated record.
ACGGCCUCGAUAGUCAUUAUAAGUAUGAAGCUGGUCCAAUAACUCAAAAUAAUUCUGAUCUAAUUUAGAAGUGAUAAGUGGUGAGGAUUGUACACAUAAACUAUUGGAUUCUCGCUCGCUCUGUGAUGGAAUAAUCGAAUACGGAGGAACUGAUUCUUACGUCUGCAUGCUCGCGCUACGAUGUCACGAAUUGACUUAUACUUUUUCGACGGCCAGCGAAAGAAGAAGAAGUGGAAACGCUAUCGCAAACCUCCCGAGCUUUUGCCUUUUUCUGUACGGCUAACGGGACUCAGUGGAGCUGUGAGGGUAGAGGCAUAUCUCAAGCAACAGAGAGCAGGAGAAAAUAAACCCAAGGAACCUGCAGCUGAGAAAAUAGUCCCAGAGUCAAAAUCUGAAAUCAGUGCAGAGGAGAAUCCGGGACAAGCCGGCGGUGAGCAAAACCAGGUUGUUCUAAACAACCUCUACAAACUAGGCAACGAGUUAAAGGAGGAAUUCGGAGACAAGAAACUCGACAAAAAAGCACUUCGUUUACCCAAUAUUAGCUUUAAAAAUUUACAAGGAAAUUCGGGGAUUAAAAGCUUCGAACAGCUCGAAGGAGACGACGAGGAGGAAAACACGCAACGAUUUCUAUUUGAAGAAAAUAAAUUCGCAGCUCCAAACUUAUUAGCGCAAUUAGCCAAACUUCUUGAUUUUAUUCACGGCAAACAGGUUGAGGAGUUGGAAGAUAUCUUGUCCACGAGUGGACAGUUAGCUGACGAUUUUAAUCCGGCUCUUAUUGUCGAAGAGCCGGAGAAUGAAGUUUCAGAAACUUUAAAAGCUGGUGGUGUUGUGGUUGCCUUACCGGACGAACUCCGAGGCCGUCUAUUGAAUAACUUCGACGGGCUUAGCUCAAAUGCAGUUUACGUCAAAAGAGAAUGGCAAACUACCAGUUAUAGAGAACAAGCUAUUCUACAAAAACGCUUAGGUUUUACUCCAAUAGAUUCACAGCGAAAUUUGUCAGAGGGACAAAAACAGCCGGAUACAAAAAUUGCAAUGUCAGUUACGAAAAGUGACGCCGCGGAAAAGACAAGAGCUAGCGAGUCUAAAGACUCGAUAAAAAAGAAAAAGUCUGAGCAAAUUGUUACUGAAAACACCAAAAGAGAUAUGGACUCAGAGAUCCCUGGGACGCCAGCAACACUCGAUUCGUCUUUUGAAGGCCCGCAGAUCCUGAACUACCGAAGGGAUUCACGGAGUUCAACAAUGAUGACUUCGAGACCCAGGACUCGACUAGAGCGCUUCAAAUACUACUCUGACAAAUCAGAUGGCAAUAAAAUAUAUACGAAAAAGAUAAGCAGCAGUAGUCAGUUUUUAGCUGCCAACCAGAAGAUCAAUGUUGGGCCCCAUGAGCACUACGGAGAUGACGAACAGGAGAGAGACCUCAAAGAUGUGUCUGAUGUACCCUCUGUGCACAACACAGGACAACCAACCAGCAUCAACUUCUCACUGCUGUCAAGGACUUGUGAGGACAAAGGAUGGAUCAUACACCCUGCUGAGGCAAACGACCUUGAGCGUCAGACACUGAUCGAGUGGGCCCGAGCAAGACUCCUCCAGUCAAUCAAAGAAAAGGAGGAGGCACUCCAAAAAGCUAAGGAACUGGGUGAAGAUGGACCUGUAGUGCAGAAAUUUUAUGGUGAUGCACAAUUAGAAGCAGCCAUGAAGUACAAGAAAGGAGUUUCCUGGGCUAAACGAUGGAAGAAGAUAUCUGAAGAUGACAAGAGAAUGAAGUUUCUGAUUACUAUACCAGAUGGAACUUCAUAUUGCUAUUAUCCAUCUGGCAGAGUUGCUAUCUGUGUAAUAUAUCCAGGAACUGGAUUGCCAGGAAAGUAUACCCUUGUGUAUGGCGACAGUGAGAGCCAGCCAUUAUUGGGUGUCUUUACCCCUUCAGGACAUGGGUGCACAUAUCAUAAUGAUGGCAGCAUUAAUUUCGUGGCAACACACAAAUUCGGCUCUGUCAUAGAAGAAGAUGGUACUACACAGAAGAAAUGGAAGUGGCCUUUGGGAAAGCUGCAGUCCGCAGUAGUUGUGCAUUUGAACACGAUGAUUUCUCUGCGCUGUGUCAGCCAUUCCAGCAUCACACUAUACUACAACUGUCAAAGCGAACACUUAAAGUUUCAAGUUGGCUUAGUAUCCGGAGCAAAGGCCUUUAAGGUGGAAGAUUUGGGCUAUCUUCAAACCGAGCACAACUUCACUUCGCUAUCUGCACUUCAGUCUAUCAAAGUCAAACCAAAAAAGAAGGAAGGGAAGCGCAAACGAGCAGCGAAACAAGCCAAAGCGGAUGUUAUCUCAGAAGAAGUCUUGGAGCAGAGGCAGAAAGAGCUUGAGGAAAAAUUCCCCGAGCGUCGAGAAUUAGAAACUGACGCUCCGUGGCAAAUGGACUUGUUCCGACUGCAGCGUAAAGUCAAAAAUCUUGUGUAUGACUGGAUGGAACACUACCGUAUUUCCGUUGGAAUAACCGCCCCAUUCCGCGCCUCAUCGCGCGCACAGCGUCGGCGCUCUCUCGCACACUCGGCCCGGUCCCUUCCUGGAUCAAUGCCGUCCGAUAGGGACCUUGGACGGAAGACCCCUCAAGGGCGUUCUCCCUCAGCUCCUCCUAUUCCACGUGCAAAGGCGCUGACGAGGUCCCAGGAAGACAAUAAAUCCCAGUCUCCGCAGCGAGCUUGCAGUUCCACUAGCCAGGGCAAGACGACGAGGAAUAUUACAGGGGAGGGCACGAGGCGGUCUGUCACUGUUGAUAUAGCGGGGGCUGACGGGAGGAGCACGACGUACGGAAGAGCACAGUCAACUACAAGCGGAUCACCAGCUCACAGUCUAUCACCGUCUCGUGCGCCCUUCCGCUGUGGCGUUGUACAACAGCCCCGCCCUACCACACCACCAAGAACAGGCUGUUGUCUCGCUCUACGUGCGGAAGUGCUCGGUGAGAAAGACCCCCAGUGUCGCUGCGAUCGGCGUAAGAUUCCUGUCAUCACCGACUUGGAGUAUGACGUAUUUAUCAGUGAUCACGUGCCUCGCACGCAGCUCGUCGUGGUCAGCGUCACGUCAUCCUUGUAUCCAGAUGCCAACCCGUGUGAUUCAAUGCUUGAUCAACUUUACUACGAGAAAAACAGAAAUAGAUCAAUUCCAUGUGUUCAGGCUCGUAACGACCCCUAUAUACUACUGAGAUACGACAUAUCUACCGCUGCCCAGUUCUCAUCGCACACGCAGCCUUUGCUGCUAAGGCGGCAUAACGCCGUGCCAGGCAUGUUUCUGAUGUACACAGGUGGGAAGCUGCUAUUUGCGGACCACAUCUUCAACGGAUAUGGAAACGCCAAAAGAGAUUUCCUAAAACAGAUCACGCGCACGCGAAAAGAAGCACUUGAGGGCAAAGCGUUACCAUCAGACUUCAGACUCAGCCCCACCCGCGGCCGGUCAGGUCCGCGGGCAGCCUGGGGCGGAGAGAUCGGAGGUGUGAAGAUGACGUCCCCACCGCAAUCGGCAAGUGUAGAUCACGCUGCUGCGAGCAUAACCAGAAUAAGAUCCGGGAUAUCUAAUGAAACUUACUCGUCUACCACGAUAGAUCUGAGGGGCGGAGGCCAUUCUGCUGCAAGCUUUGUCAAUCUUGGGCUGUCAAUUAAUAGCCCGUAUCCAAUAGCGACAAAGAGAAUGGAUUCGAUUCACAACCCAGUGCGAGAUGUACACACUGUGGCGUAGAUCUCGACAAUAGAAACCAUAAUUAUUAUUUUUUGUCCAAAGUAUUUAAAACCCCUGCCACAGUUAGAAUAUAUUAUAUAUAAAAGGUGUACAUAUCUAUAGUUUAAAUGUAUAAAGUGUUAAUAAAAAAGAGAUUGGUA